Mastomys coucha (southern multimammate mouse) is the source of this 1401-nucleotide messenger RNA. RefSeq names its product BRMS1 transcriptional repressor and anoikis regulator (gene Brms1). Gene Ontology annotation, cellular component: Sin3-type complex. Lineage: Eukaryota; Metazoa; Chordata; Mammalia; Rodentia; Muridae. Gene Ontology annotation, biological process: negative regulation of transcription by RNA polymerase II. The record is from RefSeq and is a predicted model, not a curated record. The coding region runs from base 150 to 890 and encodes 246 amino acids. The transcript is spliced from 10 exons. Gene Ontology annotation, molecular function: histone deacetylase binding.
CACACGGAAGCGUCGACACCUCCUGGAGAAAGAGGGACCUGCGCAGCUCUGUCCGGGACACCGACGGCGGCGGCGUUCACAUCCUGGGUCCGACAGCUCUCCCGGAGUCUUGGACGUGAGGCCGGAGGCCCCAGUCCCUGCGAGCCCAGAUGCCCAUCCAGCCUUCAGGCAAAGAAACAGAAGAGAUGGAGGCAGAAGGCGAUUCAGCAGCUGAGAUGAAUGGGGAAGCAGAUGAGAGUGAGGAGGAACGGAGUGGCAGCCAGACUGAGUCAGAAGAGGAGAGUUCAGAGAUGGAUGACGAGGACUAUGAGCGGCGCCGCAGUGAGUGUGUCAGUGAGAUGCUGGACCUGGAAAAGCAGUUCUCGGAGCUGAAGGAGAAGUUGUUCAGGGAACGGCUGAGCCAGCUACGCUUACGACUGGAGGAAGUGGGGGCUGAGAGAGCCCCAGAAUAUACAGAACCUCUUGGAGGGCUGCAGCAGAGCCUAAAGAUCCGUAUUCAGGUGGCAGGGAUCUACAAGGGCUUCUGUCUGGAUGUGAUCAGGAAUAAGUAUGAGUGUGAACUCCAGGGAGCCAAACAACACCUGGAGAGUGAGAAGCUGCUGCUGUAUGACACACUGCUUGGGGAGCUGCAGGAGCGGAUCCAGAGGCUGGAGGAGGACCGACAGAGCCUAGACAUCAGCUCAGAGUGGUGGGAUGACAAACUACAUAGCAGGGGCAGCUCGAAGACUUGGGACUCGAUGCCACCCAGCAAGAGGAAGAAGGCACCGCUCGUUUCUGGCCCGUACAUUGUGUACAUGCUGCAGGAGAUCGACAUCCUGGAAGACUGGACAGCCAUUAAAAAGGCCAGGGCAGCAGUGUCCCCUCAGAAGAGAAAAGCAGACGGACCCUGACCCUGCAUUUAUACUCGGAGGGUCCUGGGAGCAGCUGGUGCCGCACACAGGAUUAGCAUUUCUCUGCAAAGGCAGGGGGUUGCCUAGUAGCCCUCCAGUGUUACUGCUGACCCCUGACCCUCUGCCACCAACUGGCCUGGACUCCUCUGCUCUCCUUGGGAUCUGCAUAACUGUGGCCCUGAAACUGACCUGGCUAAGCAAGACUGUUGUCUCCAUCCCUGACCAGCCCACCCCCUCCCAAAGAAUAACUUCCCAAUGUCCCCCACAAAGAAAACAGGCCUCAUCCAGAGUCAAAGCAGCAACUCUCCUGACUUUCAACUCUGGCCCUCGGCCACUGAGCCAGGAUCCCGGCCCAACUGCAGGAGGAGCUCUCUGGAGCCAGAGACAUGCUGGGUCUUGCCCACCCUAGCUGCUGCUGGAGAUGAUGGCUUCCCAGGCUUUCUCAGGGCUAUUCCUGGUGUCUGCCUCUCAGAUUCCAAAGACUGGAAUAAAAUUUAACCUGGGACCAUGA